This is a messenger RNA of Yarrowia lipolytica CLIB122, 456 nucleotides long. RefSeq lists its product as uncharacterized. Gene Ontology annotation, cellular component: spliceosomal complex; U4/U6 x U5 tri-snRNP complex. Gene Ontology annotation, molecular function: nucleic acid binding; zinc ion binding. Gene Ontology annotation, biological process: mRNA splicing, via spliceosome. The record is from RefSeq and is a predicted model, not a curated record. Lineage: Eukaryota; Fungi; Ascomycota; Dipodascomycetes; Dipodascales.
AUGUCGGCAAGAACUGAGCGGAUCGACUUCAACGAAGGGUUGAACACUCUCCAGCUGGUUCCCGCCACGGCCUCGGUGGGAAGACGAGGAAAAGGAGCUGGCUUCUACUGUGAAGUGUGCAACCUCACAUACAAAGACUCCAUUCAAUGGAUCGACCAUCUCAACAGUAAACAGCACUUGUAUGAGAUUGGAGAGACGGACGGACCCCGACAAUCGACGCUGGAGGAUGUUCAGAAGCGGCUCAAGUGGCUGACGGAGCGAAAACGCGCCCAGGAGAAGGAGUUGGACUACGAUAUCAACGCUCGGAUCAGUGCCAGAAAACAGUUGAUUGAGCGACAGAAGAAGAAGAAGAAGGAUCGAAAGCGACAGAAACGAGAGGAAAAGGUGGAAGAAGGAGCUGACGACGAAAUGAUGGCCGCCAUGGGCUUUGGCGGGUUUGGAAGUACAAAAAAGUGA